AUGGCAGCACGAGACGUGACCGAAGUGGAAGCUGCGCUUCCAAAACAUGCAGAGGAACUUGAGACAACCAGGACAACCCCGGACGUUGAGACCAACAACUUUCAUGGCCUCGACCUGAAGACCAUCCUUGUUUAUGUGUCUGUUAAUCUCAUUGCCUUUGCCCAGAUCCUGAACCUGGUGGGCUCCGGCGCGUAUGCAAGAAACAUUGCUGCUGCCGUAGGUGGAUCCACGGAAACAACAUGGCUAUCUCAGGUCAUAGCCAUUGUGACCUGUGUACUUGCACCACCGGUCUCCCAAGCAGCUGAUCUUUGGGGCAGAAAGUGGCUGAUUGUGAUACUUACACUCUUCGGCUUCGUCGGCAGCAUCGUCGUCUCCCGAUGUACAAGCAUGGCCAUGGCCAUUGGGGGAGAAGUCAUUUCUGCAAUCAGCUUCGGUGCCCAACCGCUCUUGUAUGCCGUUGUUUCCGAAAUCCUUCCACGACGUUUUCGACCAGCCGCCCAAGCAGGCGUCAAUGUCUCGGUCGCUCUAGCUGGAAUCUUUGGCUUGCUCGUCGGUGCGACUCUGAUCGACAAGUACACGGAAGGCUUCAGGAUAUACUACUACAUUACGGGCGCGAUCAACGCCGUUUCCGCUAUUCUCUGUGCAUUAUUCUACACCCCAGUUCCGCGACCUCUGCAAAAAACUUUGACGAGGGCGCAGAAAUUUGGUCGACUCGAUUGGAUUGGCUAUGCUCUCCUCUCAUCAGGACUCGUAUUGUUCAGUAUCGCUCUCACCUGGUCUGACAACCCGUACUCGUGGGAGAACGCUCACAUCAUUGCACCCUUCGUCGUUGGGGUGUUCCUCCUCGUUUGCCUCGGUAUAUACCAGAUCAAGCUCAAGAAGGACGGGAUGUUCCACCACAGUCUUUUCCAACAGGAUCGUAACUUUGCGAUUGCGGUCGUCGGCAUCUUGGUGGAAGGCAUGUGCUUUUUCGCUGUAAAUGACUUUUUCCCACUUGAAUUGUCAGUGCUAUUCCAGACGGAUGCUUUUGGAGUCGGCUUGAGGUUCUCCAUCACUUUCUUCACGCAGAUCGUCGCGUGUUUUGGUAUUGCAAUUUACUCGUCAAUGACCAAAACUAUUCGCCUCCCAACGACUCUGGCGUUCUGUUCCAUAGUGAUAUUUUUCAUACUAUUGGCUACGGUCAAGACGUCCAUCUCGACAGCGUUAUGGGCUUACCCGAUCUUUCUCGGACUUGGUUUAGGAAUUUGUCUCACUUGUGUUGUGACAGCGGCGCAGAUAUCAGCACCACCAGCCCUGAUUGCCAUUACAAGUGGUUUGUUGAUUUCGACCAGGUCUUUGGGUGGCUCUAUUGCGCUUCCCAUCUACACUGCGAUAUUCAAGUCCAAAAUCACCACCAGCAUAGGAUCCGACAUCGCUGCUCGAGUAUUACCACUGGGAAUUUCUCAGGAAUUUCUCCCCCUAUUCAUCGCCGGCCUUACUACGGGCAACGAGUCGAUUUUGAUAUCAGUACCUGGUGUAACGCCGCAGAUCAUUCAAGCUGGAGCACGCGGUCUACAAGAAGCCUACUUGUCUUCCUUGAGAUAUGUCUGGGUGACGGCUGCUAUCCUUGCCUUUAUCGCGGCUUCAUGUUCGAUGUUCCUCAUAGAUCCAUCUCAGCAACUAAAUAUGCAUGUCGAUGCGCCGCUGGAGGAAGAUCCCGCAUGA
Exophiala oligosperma is the source of this 1704-nucleotide messenger RNA. RefSeq lists its product as uncharacterized. Bases 1 to 1704 code for a protein of 567 amino acids. The transcript has 5 exons. Gene Ontology annotation, molecular function: transmembrane transporter activity. NCBI's taxonomy places the organism in Eukaryota, Fungi, Ascomycota, Eurotiomycetes, Chaetothyriales, Herpotrichiellaceae. The record is from RefSeq and is a predicted model, not a curated record. Gene Ontology annotation, biological process: transmembrane transport. Gene Ontology annotation, cellular component: membrane.